UAAUGAGGCCAAAGUGAAAAUGGCGAGGUUUCAUUUCCGCGUCGUGCUUUUCUGUGCUAUUUUGAUUGGCAUUUUAUGCUCAUGUAUUUUCUGUUAUGAGCCAAACUGGAAAUCUCUGGACACCAGAAAGAAUCCAGAGUGGUUUGACGAGGGUAAAAUUGGGAUUUUUCUUCAUUGGGGUGUGUAUAGCGUGCCUGGAAACAUGGUAUGGUUUUGGUAUUUUUGGAAACGACAGAAGCUGCCCGAAUUUGUUCAGUUCAUGAAGGAACAUUACCCGCCCAAUUUCCAGUAUGCAGACUUUGCUCCUGAUUUUCGGGCCGAAUUCUUUGAUGCUGACAAGUGGGCUAAAAUUCUCAAAGCGUCAGGCGCAAGAUAUGCAGUUCUAACAACAAAACAUCAUGAAGGUUUUACAUUGUGGCCAUCCAAAUAUUCCUGGAACUGGAAUGCAAUGAGUGUAGGACCCAAGAGGGAUCUUGUGGGUGAAUUUUCAACUGCCAUAAAGAGGUCUGGUUUGCGACUUGGUUUGUACAACUCUCUCUAUGAAUGGUUCCAUCCUCUCUACAUGCAAGACAAAGCGAAUAACUUCACUACCAAAGAAUUUGUGAAGGACAAAGUUAUGCCGGAACUGUACGAUUUGGUGAACAUCUACCACCCUGAUUACCUAUGGUCUGACGGGGCGCCUUGGGACAGCGGGAAUAGUUCUUAUUGGAACGCACCGGAAUUUGUGGCCUGGUUAUAUAAUGAAAGUCCCGUGAGGUACACCGUGCUUACAAACGACAGAUGGGGGAUGGACGUCUCUUGUAAACAUGGUGGAGUGCUGACCUGCUCUGACAGAUACAACCCAGGGAAGCUACGGAAUAGGAAGUGGGAGAAUGCUUUCACGAUUGACAAGAAAAGUUGGGGCUUCAGGAAGACAGCGGUGCUAUCGGAUUUCAUGACAGUAGAGGAGUUGUUGUAUGAAGUUAUCUCGACAGUAAGUUAUGGUGGAAAUGCAUUGAUUGAUGUUGGUCCUACAUCAUACGGGACAAUACCACCUCUAUUGGAAGAGAGGCUGUCACAGCUGGGGAGUUGGCUGAGGGUGAAUGGCGAGGGCAUAUACAGAACGGUGCCCUGGCAAUAUCAAAAUGACACCCACAACCCUCAUGUCUGGUAUACUGUCUCCAAAUAUUCUCCACUGCUCGUUUACGCCUUUUUACUGGAAUGGCCAGAGGACAACAUCGUGAAGCUCGGCGCUCCGAUCCCUUCUAACAAGACGUUGGUAAACCUGUUGGGUCAUCCUAUUCCCAUUCCGUGGAAAAGGGACCCAGCUGGUGGAAUGCAGCUUAAUCUUCCCGACAUUCCGUUUUCUAAAAUGCCUUGUAUGUGGGCGUGGUCCUUUAGACUACUUGAAUUAAGCAAUUAAGAUUAUGGGUGGUGUGAAAGUGAAAAUUAAUACAGUACAAAUUUUUCUGAACACUAUUUACAUUUACACUCUGAUGCAGUCUACCAUGCAUAUUCACAUACGUCUACAUGUAGUCGCAGAGAAAAAAGAAUUUUUAAAGUUUUAUAUGGGAUUUUAUUUUGCAACUAAUUUGAUAUUUGGGUUGUAAAAAUGUUUUGUUUUGGGGACAGAAAAUGUUAAAAGUAACAUUAGAUUAGCAAUACUUUUACAAGUUUUUAGAUAGAGCAUGCAUUAUAUUUGACUCAGUUAUAACUCAAGGGAAGAAAUCCACAAAACUGUUGCCCUUUCAAAUAAAUUAAGAAUUUUAUUGAGAAAAACAGCUGCAAUAUUUCUUAUGGAUCAUAAAGGGGAAACACGAAAUCCUAAAAUGACAGUCAUUUAUAUCAUACAUGGCUUCCACAUUCUCAUCAUCCUUGGUCAUGCGCGACAUCUAACUAUGGACACGGACACAAUCGCAUAGUCUGUUUUCAGUUUUGCGGACGUAAUUUUCUCCACAGUAUGGUACUAGUCUGGUGUGUCCAGGGGUCCGUGUUUGCCCAACUCUCUAUUUUGUAUUGCUUGUAGGAGUUAAGAGAUUGGUCGCUGUUCGUUAUCUUCACCUUUAUAGGAGUUAUUAGAUUGAUCACUGUUCAUUAUCUUCACCUUUAUAGGAGUAAUGAGAUUGAUCACUGUUCGUUAUCUUCACCUUUAUAGGAGUUAUGAGAUUGAUCACUGUUCGUUAUCUUCACCUUUAUAGGAGUUAUGAGAUUGAUCACUGUUCGUUAUCUUCACCUUUAUAGGAGUUAAGAGAUUGGUCGCUGUUCGUUAUCUUCACCUUUAUAGGAGUUAUGAGAUUGAUCACUGUUCGUUAUAUUCACCUUUAUAGGAGUUAUGAGAUUGAUCACUGUUCGUUAUCUUCACCUUUAUAGGAGUUAAGAGAUUGGUCGCUGUUCGUUAUCUUCACCUCUAUAGGAGUUAUGAGAUGGAUCACUGUUCGUUAUCUUCACCUUUAUAGGAGUUAUGAGAUUGAUCACUGUUCGUUAUCUUCACCUUGCAUAUAGUGUUAUGGUUGACGUGGAACGUUUGUAUUACUUCGUUUUCUUGGAUAAAGAGACCGGUGCUUCAACACCAUUUUUAACGAAAUACAUACGGUAUGUAUUAAACAAACGAACUUUAUGAAAAACUAAUUCCCCGUAGAAACCUAUGACAACUGGCUAUGUAAGGGAAACAUUCUUUUACAAAAUUUUAGAACAAUUAGUGAGUUCUUGAACCCAUGAAUGGAAUUGAAAUCCGUUUCCCUCUUUCUAUUUAGAUUUUAAGCCGAAAUACAAAUUUAUGCGUAUCAUCAUUUCCAAGUUUCAAAUUAAAUUUGAUCAAUUUGAUUGGCUAAUAUAUGAAGAAAUAAAGACAUUUGUAGAAAACUCCCGAGAACUUUGGUCUCAAGAAAUUUUGUGGGAAAGAGUUCAAGGAAUCUAAGGAAGGAAAAAUGGUUUGAAAAUUAUGAUGUCUCAAAAUGUAAGGUUUCCCGCCCAAAAGGGCAGGGAAAAUGUAUGUCAUUUCUUAUUUACAUGCCAUAUAUAAAUUAUUUCGUAUAUAUAUAUAUAUAUAUAUAUAUAUAUAUAUAUAUAUAUAUAUAUAUAAACGUAAGGUUGGGUGUUAUAAUUGUUUGUUUGUGCUUUAUAUUAAAUAUUCUAUACAAUUGCAUCGAGAGAUCCACUCUCCUUAUAAAAUAUCUUAAACACUGAAUGACACAGCGAUGGUGUGGGAUUGCAUCAGUGUGUAUAAGUAGCGCUUUAGGAGCAUAACAAAGCUUCCUUUUUAGGGAAGUUGUUGUGGCCGAGUGGACUUAUGCACUGGUUUGACAAUCUUGCUAGGCGGUGGGUGCCGUACAUCACUGGUUCGACCCUGGGCUGGGGCGAAAAUUUUCAGUACCUAGUUGUGAUUAUUUAGUGCUUUAUAUAUAUAUAUAGAGAGAGAGAGAGAGAGAGAGAGCGAGAGCAUGUACUGUAAGCAUGACAAAGUUAUGCAAUGAUUCCAUUAUGUUUAUAUCCUCAUAUUUGUUUCUCAAUAUAUUGAAAAUAUUUAAAGCUUAUUAAAUAAAUAUCAAAUAUCUAUUUUCGUAUUAGACUACUUUGCAAUCUUGGUGUUUUGCUCCACAAUAAAAAUGAGAUUAUUUCCCUCUGCCCCUGCUCAAUGAAUUUGUUUAGAGUAUGUUACACCUACACAUAUAAGGUCUAUUUAGUUGUCUGUGAUGUAAUGUAUAUAUACAUAUAUUAUAAAACUAUUUCUCUAGUAACAUUGUGUGAAGUUUGUUUAUCAUUGGUGUUGUAUACUAAAUAUAUAUAUGUCAAGGUUAUUAUUUUGCAUUGGAAAAAAAUGUUGAUAUCUAUUUUAUGAUUUGUUUAAAAGUUCGAAAUGAUUAAGAGAUAAACCCUGAUAGUUUCUUUGCUCACUCUAUCGAUUCGUACAGGUCGGAGAUGGACUUCUCAGAAAAGCGAGAGUGUACGAAGUUUAAUGCCCCCAUAGUUUAACACUGAGAUAAUCUACAUGUAAUUACCUUACCUUAACUGCAUCUACACAUGUGUAUUGGCAGUUUUAAUUUUUUAUGUGCCAUCUUUUUCCUGUAUACUUUAUGUAGCUUGUAUUUUUGUGAUAUAUAUAUAUAUAUUGUACAUCUGUAAUUCUAGGGGAUCAACAUAUUGAUUUACCAUUUUGCAUUGUAUGAUUAACCAUUAGUCUGAUUCCCUAUCAGGAUUUAUAUAUUUUUCAUCAAUUUCGACGUCAUUAUCAAUAAAUGACAUUUUUCAUCUC
Ostrea edulis (European flat oyster) is the source of this 4231-nucleotide messenger RNA. Its product is annotated as plasma alpha-L-fucosidase-like. Lineage: Eukaryota; Metazoa; Mollusca; Bivalvia; Ostreida; Ostreidae. Gene Ontology annotation, molecular function: alpha-L-fucosidase activity. The transcript is spliced from 8 exons. The record is from RefSeq and is a predicted model, not a curated record. Gene Ontology annotation, biological process: glycoside catabolic process; fucose metabolic process. Bases 20 to 1402 code for a protein of 460 amino acids. Gene Ontology annotation, cellular component: lysosome.